This is a messenger RNA of Priceomyces carsonii, 879 nucleotides long. RefSeq names its product Dam1p (gene DAM1). The record is from RefSeq and is a predicted model, not a curated record. The transcript has a single exon. Gene Ontology annotation, biological process: mitotic sister chromatid biorientation. The coding region runs from base 1 to 879 and encodes 292 amino acids. Gene Ontology annotation, cellular component: DASH complex; mitotic spindle polar microtubule; mitotic spindle. NCBI's taxonomy places the organism in Eukaryota, Fungi, Ascomycota, Pichiomycetes, Serinales, Debaryomycetaceae.
AUGGGGUCAUCAUCACGGCCUAUGACGCCUAAUUCACAGCAAAGGAAGAAUGUACGAAGACACCUGCAUCGCUCGUCUGGAGUGUAUUUACUUUCGCAGUCGCCCAAGAUUCAUUAUCCAGUUGAUCCUGACAAUUUACCUUUAGAGUCAGCUACAAACACAGAGAAAUUUGAGCAAUUAAGCGACGGAAUAGAGGAGCUUGAUAGUAAUAUGGUUGAUUUAGUACUGAUACACGAAGCAAUAUCCAGUGGUUUCAAUGAAUCUUUCGCUAGUUUUUUGUACGGGCUUUCAAUAACAAUGUGGUGUGUAGAUUACCCAGGCUGCCCCACACGCACUAGCUGGGAGAAGUUACAGCAAGUUAAAGGCAUAGACGAAAGGAUACGGGAUCUUCAAGAAAGUAUAAAAGACUCGAAAGAGGUGAAUGAAAAACUAAGGGAAAAAUUAGCGUUAUUGGAUACUAGGAAGAGAACUGCGAAAUCAACGCAAACACAGGAAGCCAAAAGAAAAAUCGGUCAAUCCAAGGCAGAACAUAUUUCAAGACCCUCUGGAGAGGACGAGUCAUACGUUACAAAUGAAGGGUCUUUUGUGAUCAAUCCUCCAGCCCUUCUAGGCCGAACGUCAAGAAUACCCCAACCAGUCAAAAUAAAAGUCAACGGACCGACUAAGAGUCUUGAAAAUAAUGAAGUCACUGUAAAAUCUUCAGGAAAAGGUCCCAAUUUGAAUCAACCACCUCGUUAUAUGCGUGGUCUCUUUGAUAGCAGCAAUACGACGCGUAACGCCGACUCAAGUAAACAAGAUAAGCCUAAUGGGAGGGUAGCUAGGUCAUCUAUUCGAACAGUCCGUUCAACUGGGCCCGCAUCGCGUCCAGCAUUUAGGUGA